AUGCAUAAUGUCCUGGCUCCGAGCGGCCUCCCGACACCACCAUCGUCGCCCCUGUCGUUUGACUAUCCCAAGUGCGCGCAGCCCAACCUCUUCCAGCAGCAACAGCAACAGCAGCAACCUCAGUCAAUACGCACACAACAACAGCAGCAGCAACGCUACGUCCCGGUAGCGCCCGCGGACCGGAUUGGCACCUACCUGGGCAACCUGCAGCUGACGGGCAUCAUCGGCACCGGCGCUUAUGGCGUGGUCUACGAGGCCGUCGACGUCAAGACGCGCGCGCGCUAUGCGGUCAAGGCGCUGAGCAAGCUCAACGCCGACGGCACGCCGCUGGAGGCGCGCCAGAUUGACUACCAGACGCGCGAGAUCCGGCUGCACUACGAGGCGUCGGCGCACCCCAACGUGGUGUCCAUGCACCGCAUCAUCGACGUGUACCCGGACUGCCUGUUUGUCGUGCUCGAGUACUGCGCGGAGGGCGACCUGUUCUACAACAUCACCGAGUGCGGCCACUUUGUCGGCAAGGACGAGCUGGCGCGCAAGGUGUUCUGCCAGAUCCUGGACGCGGUGCAUUUCUUGCACAGCAAGGGCAUCUACCACCGGGACCUGAAGCCGGAGAACAUUCUGGUGGCGGACCGCGGCGAGACGCUCAAGCUGGCGGAUUUCGGGCUGGCCACAGCCUCGGAGCGAUCGGAGGACUACGGAUGCGGCUCGACAUUUUACAUGUCGCCUGAAUGCCUGGGACAAAACUCCAAACGCCCCUACUACUACUGUGCGCCCAACGAUGUCUGGAGCCUGGGCGUCAUCCUCGUCAACCUGACGUGCGGCCGCAACCCCUGGAAGCAAGCCUCCACGGACGACUCGACGUACCGCGCCUACGCGCGCAAUCCGCGGUUCCUCAAGACCAUCCUGCCCCUGUCGGACGAGCUGGACGACAUCCUGGCCCGCAUCUUUGCCAUCAACCCGGACCAGCGCAUCACCCUGCCCGAGCUCAAGCAGCGCAUCCUGGCGUGCCCGCGCUUCACAGUGUCCCCGCAGGAACAGGCAGCCGCUGCCGCUGCUGCCGCUGCUGCCGCUGCUGCCGCGCAACAGCAGCAGCAGCAGAUCCAGAUCCCUGUCAACGUCUUCACGCCACCUACGACGACACCCCAGCACAACUUCAACGGGUAUGAAGCGUCGUGUGCCUCGGACUACGCCAUUGUGGAUGACGACGACGAGGAGGAUGCUGCCUAUGCCGAGGACGACGAGUACGACGAAGUGGCCUCCGAGGAGGACGACAGCGUGUUUGACAAGGCCGACCGGCCGCUGACGCCCGCCUCGUCUGUUGACGAGAUUGACGAGAUCUUUGAGGACGUGGACACCAUGGACAGCGUUUCUACCGCGGUGGUCGAGGUCGAGGUCGAGGAGGUCGGCGUCCAGGACUGCCCCUCGCCAGCCGUCUCCGACGACUGCGUCUCCCUGGGCGACGUGUCCCUGGUGGCCGACGACGAGGACAGCGAGCUCUACGAGUGCCAGGAUUUGCCCGAGAUCGUAACCCCGCCGCCGCCCUCGGUGGCCGUGCGCCCGCCUCCCUUUUCGCAGCAGGUCGUCUUCCAGGCAUCGUCUCCUGCGGCUGCUGCUGUUCCCCCGCCGUUCCAGCCCAUCCAACAGUGCCUGCCUCCGACCCCCGUCUUCUUUGAGGCCGAGGACGCCGCCAUGCUGGGCGUCGACGCGGUUAGCACCCCGGCCGCCUUCCAACACCACCAGCAGCACCAGCAGUUCUUGCAGCAGCAGCACGCCCCCAUCUACCACUUCCAGGCAUCACCACCAUCACCUCCAGCGGCCGCUACCCCUACCCCUACACCCGCAGCAGCAGCACCCGUGUCUAUGUCUCCCGCUGCGCAACAGCAGCUGCCUCUGCCACCCCCACCACCGCAGCAGGCACCCAUGUCGCAACAGCAGCUCCACCAGCAGCAGCAGGCCGCCGCCCUGGGCUCCAAGUUCUUCUUCCCGUCCAUCUGGGACUGGGUCCUGAGCAAGAACGCCGCCGUCCAGGGGCACGUCGUGCAGCCCCUGCUGCAGCAGCAACUGCACCACCCAAACCACCCUCACUAUUCGUCGCAUCACCAGCAGCACCAGCAGCACCAACAACAGUGGGCUGCGGCGAUGCACCACAGCCAUCACCUCGCGGGCUUCCACAACCCCAUGCCCAUGUUCAACAUGCAGGGCUGUUAUUAA
Sporothrix schenckii 1099-18 is the source of this 2211-nucleotide messenger RNA. RefSeq lists its product as uncharacterized. Gene Ontology annotation, cellular component: cytoplasm. Gene Ontology annotation, molecular function: ATP binding; protein serine/threonine kinase activity. The coding region runs from base 1 to 2211 and encodes 736 amino acids. The transcript has 2 exons. The record is from RefSeq and is a predicted model, not a curated record. NCBI's taxonomy places the organism in Eukaryota, Fungi, Ascomycota, Sordariomycetes, Ophiostomatales, Ophiostomataceae. Gene Ontology annotation, biological process: autophagy; peptidyl-serine phosphorylation.